Molecule: messenger RNA, 777 nt
Organism: Emericellopsis atlantica
Lineage: Eukaryota; Fungi; Ascomycota; Sordariomycetes; Hypocreales; Bionectriaceae
Exons: 1
Coding region: 1-777 (258 amino acids)
Source: RefSeq, a predicted model, not a curated record
AUGGAUGCAGGUAGGCAACCCUGCAACACGCAGGGCUUGGAAACUCAGAAUUCGACCCCCGAGCCUCACACUACACCGAAACAUCACAUUCACCUGCCUCCGACGCCUCCUGCCACCGACGAGCCACCGAUUCACGCAUCAAGCGUGCCCUUUCUGGACGGAGUGCAGACACUCGAGGCUGCACGGAAAGCAUCAGAGCAAUCGACACCGUGGACGCAAGUGCAACUAGACCCAACCGCAUACGAUCUGAUUUCGAGGAGCCUUGAAAACGGAUUUCGCAGACACGAUUUCGACCGUGGCGCUGGCGUCCUCAGUUUCCGCAUGCCUUCCCCGGUUCACGAUUUCUUCUCGACAUUUCUCGCUGAUGACAUACAUGACUGGCUCAAACGUGUAGCUGCGGAGGGCGGCGAGAGUGGUGAAUUCGCUGCAAAGAUUGCAAACGGGGGCUCGUCUCGCAUCUUUCUCAGGGAAGGAGACUUGGGACGACCUUGCGAACCUGUGCGGCGACAACCGGAUGCGCAAUUCCAACACGACCAUACGGCCUACCCUGGGGUGGUGGUUGAGAUAUCAUAUUCGCAGGAUGGAAAAACGCUAGAGAAGCUGGCACAGGAUUACAUCCUUCUCUCGAAUGGCGAUAUAAAUGCUGUCAUUGGUAUCGACAUAAACUAUGGCGGGAAAGUAUCGACCGUCUCGGUAUGGCGCCCUCUGUACACCCGCGAAGGACAUGAUGAGUACCUGGAGGCAGAACAGCGUGUUGCAUACAAGGUACGUCUGUAA